UGUACAAUCAACAUACGUGAGUAUCGUAUUUGAAUUUAUAAAAUAAAAGUUAUAAAAAUAAAUAAAAUAAAAGUUAUAAAAAGCUAUACAGUAACAAACGAAAAAUUGAAUUAAAAGAAUGAUCGAACAAAAAAAUGAUAUUCACGAAGUAUUGCACAAAUAUUUGGAAGAGGAAAGGGAUUUAGAGAAGAAAUUGCAAGAAUGUGAUCGAGCGCGACAAGAGUUGAGAUGUAGAGGUGAUGGCUCGAAAAUCGAUACAGAUCCGUCGGCUACUAGUCGAUGCUAUCAGCGCGAAGAAUCUCAUGUUCGGAAUCAACAGCUUUUGAAGGAUUUCGAGAAAGCCAAAGCAAUACUGAGGACUGAAUCAACAUUCACGCCAAACGAGCAAGAGCUUCGGGAUUUGGCAUCUGCUUAUCGACGUUUCUUAUAAAAUUAAAAAAAAACAAAAGUUGCUGAAAAAGAUUAUUCAUUGUGAAAAUACGAAUUGUGUGCGCUCGUACGGCUACUGUGAUCGGUUCGUCGAAGCAGUCUCACUUAAUAUCUCGAGCCAAACGAACAAACUCGUUGAAAAAAAGGACAGUUUGUUGAUCAUUUGGAUCGAUCGACCAUGUGAAACCUUUUCUGGAACUAAUUGAAUCUGAGGAAAAGCCGACCUUUCUGUAAAAGUAUACAAAGUAUAAAGUAUAAUGAUAACCAGGUCGAAAAUCGUAUGUCCGACCAUAUCACGUACUCUAACUACUUACAGAUGACCGCUACACGUCCAGUUGAUAUUUAUACAACAUGAUAAUCCAUUAGCUCCGAGUCCCUCGUUCUGCCUAUUCAAUUGUGAAGGUUUGGAACUACUUGUUAUUCAGCUAUUUG
Molecule: messenger RNA, 861 nt
Organism: Phymastichus coffea
Lineage: Eukaryota; Metazoa; Arthropoda; Insecta; Hymenoptera; Eulophidae
Exons: 3
Coding region: 119-430 (103 amino acids)
Source: RefSeq, a predicted model, not a curated record